AUGAGAAAUAUCGACCGUGAUGCGAAUGCCGUGGUGACAGCUGCCGAGAGCCGCGCCGUCCGCCGUAAAAUAGACCUCAUCAUCCUCCCCCUUCUCAUCUGGGUGUAUUUCCUCCAAAUUCUCGACAAGACCGUCCUGGGCUUCAGCGCCAUCUUUGGCCUGCCCGAGGACCUUGACCUGCGCGGCAACCAGUACUCUCUCGUUGGCGCCAUCGCUCCGAUUGCCCAGCUGGUCAUCCAGCCUGUCUCCUCAUGGCUUAUCGUAAGGGUGCCGCACCGGGUGCUGAUGCCAGCCUUGGUUUUGGGAUGGGGUCUGGCGCAGACUGCCACUCCGUUUUGCAGGGACUUUGCCCAACUCAUGACUGCGAGGUUCUUUUUGGGGGUGUUUGAGGGGGGGUGUUUACCGCUGUUUAGUGUUAUUACUGGGCAUUGGUACACGAGGGGGGAGCAGCCUUUGAGAGUGGCGGCCUGGUAUGGGACCAAUGGGUUGGGGACCGUGUUUGCAGCUUUGUUGUCUUUCGGACUAGGGAGGGUCGGGGAGGGACAUGGUGGACUUAGAGGGUGGCAAUGGAUCUUCUUGUCCACCGGAAUACUCACAGUCAUUACCGUCCCUUUUGUUUACCUCAGACUGGACAACGACAUUCACUCUGCUCGGUUCCUAACCGAGUCUCAAAAGAUUGGGGCGCUGGAAAGAGUAAGAGGCAACCAAACAGGCUCAUCCUCCACAAAAGAAAACUGGAAAUGGAAGCAAAUACGAGAAGUCUUGUUAGACAUCAAAACUUGGUUAUUCUUGGGAAUGGCACUGGGAAACAACCUCGGGGCUCAGGUCACCGUCACGUUUGGUCCCCUCAUCCUCUCCGGGCUUGGCUACGAUAAAUACACCACCACUCUCCUCAACAUCCCAUUUGGCGUCAUGCAAUAUUUCGUCAUCAUGUUCACGGCCUGGGGGGCAGUGAGGCUGAGACUUAAAGCCCCGACCUUGUGCGCCAUGAUCCUCAUCAUCCUGGCUGGGCUGACGACUCUGCACACUCUUCCUCGCAGUCAGAAUCAAACAGGAGGCCUUUUGGCAGGAUUCUACUGUCUUGCUUUCAUCUUUGGCUGCAACACGCUGGUUGUAUCGUGGAUACUGGCCAACACAGCAGGUCAGACUAAGCGAGCAGCCGUGAUGUCCUUGUACAAUGCUGCGUCUUCGACCGGAAAUAUCGUCGGACCAUUGCUGUUUCAGACUCAAGAUGCGCCGGCUUACCUGCCUGGUUUGCGAACCACGAUGGGGGUGUUUGCUGCCAUGCUUGUCAUUGUUUUGGUUCAGGUUGGGGUUUUGGCUGGACUCAACAAGAGGCAGGAAAGGAUACGAGUGGGAAGAGGAAAGCCGGCGCGGGUAGGGGACGUGAGCGUGGCAAGAUCCGAUGCAAGAGUGGGAGAAAGAGCAUUUGAUGACUUGACUGAUCUGGAGAACGACGAGUUUGUGUAUCUUUACUAG
This is a messenger RNA of Podospora anserina S mat+, 1479 nucleotides long. RefSeq lists its product as uncharacterized. Gene Ontology annotation, molecular function: transmembrane transporter activity. Gene Ontology annotation, biological process: transmembrane transport. Bases 1 to 1479 code for a protein of 492 amino acids. NCBI's taxonomy places the organism in Eukaryota, Fungi, Ascomycota, Sordariomycetes, Sordariales, Podosporaceae. The transcript has 3 exons. The record is from RefSeq and is a predicted model, not a curated record. Gene Ontology annotation, cellular component: membrane.